AUCUUUUUGUAUGGUCCAAACCACCUUCACUCUCACUGCCACCUUUGUUGAACUGGGCAAAGUGAAAAGCAGAGCAAUCAUCAUCCACUUUUGUUUCUACCACUGGCAGCUUACCUCUACUUACCCAUGUAAAGCUGGGCUCUUUGGGUUAUGCGUUUUCCUGCUAGGCGACUUUCCAGGUGUUACCAUACGAUAUCCUACUAACAAGUUGCUGCGCUUUUAUAAACAUCUGGUUUUAUUUUUUAUUCUUAUUUUUCAGGGACGGAGGGAGGGUGUGUCUCUGCACAGUCACACUUGAGAGAGCAU
Molecule: messenger RNA, 306 nt
Organism: Colletotrichum destructivum
Lineage: Eukaryota; Fungi; Ascomycota; Sordariomycetes; Glomerellales; Glomerellaceae
Exons: 1
Coding region: 11-298 (95 amino acids)
Source: RefSeq, a predicted model, not a curated record